Aphidius gifuensis is the source of this 2653-nucleotide messenger RNA. It is a transcript of the gene GC, whose product is annotated as vitamin K-dependent gamma-carboxylase. Gene Ontology annotation, biological process: peptidyl-glutamic acid carboxylation. Lineage: Eukaryota; Metazoa; Arthropoda; Insecta; Hymenoptera; Braconidae. Gene Ontology annotation, molecular function: gamma-glutamyl carboxylase activity; vitamin binding. The transcript has 4 exons. The record is from RefSeq and is a predicted model, not a curated record. The coding region runs from base 176 to 2590 and encodes 804 amino acids.
AGUAAAGGCAGAAAGGUUCCUUCCUCGAUACCCGUGACUUACAGAAAGCCGCAGGCAUUCAAACUGAGCAUCUCAAGUCAAAGUUAAGUGUCACAAGUAUAACAAUAAUAUUUUAAAAAAAUAAUAAUAUUCAUUUUAUUAUUAACAGAGUUUAAGUGAUAUAUAUCUCAAUAAAAUGCGGAAAAAUAGUGCUAAAAAAAGAGAAACAAAAAAUUUAAAUGAAAUUCUAAUAAAACAACAACAACAACAACAACAACUGCCACAACAACCACAACAACCACAAGUGCAACAACAACAACCAAAAAAUAUAAAAAAAUGGAAAUUAAUAUUAUCAUCAAUUGAUAAAUUAAAAAAUAAAUUUGAAAAUUCAUUAAAUUUAAAAUACGAUGAAAUAUCAUUUGAUAAAUUUGUUAAUUAUAUGUAUAAGCCAACUGAUGCAGCAAGUCUUGGUGUUUGUCGUGCACUAUUUGGAUUGUGCAUGGUACUUGAUGUCGUUGAAGAACGUGGUCUAGCAGAUAUUGAUCUUAAAUGGGGUGAUCCUUAUGGUUGUCAUUUUCCAUUAAUAAAUGGUAUGAAACCACCAUCAUUAGCAUGGAUGAUUGUAAUAUAUACAAUAAUGUGGAUAGGUUCAUUUGGUAUAAUGCUAGGUUUUUUUUUUAAACUAUCAUGUGCAUUAUUUUUAAUACCAUAUUGGUAUAUAUUUUUACUUGAAAAAAGUUAUUGGAAUAAUCAUACGUAUCUUUAUGGUUUAAUAUGUUUAUUAUUAUGGGGAACAAAUGCAAAUAGGUAUUUUUCAAUUGAUGCAAAAUUAAAUAAUAAAAAUAAUGAUGAUAAUAAUAGUGUACCAUAUUGGAAUUAUUUUAUAAUUAAAUUUCAAUUUUUUAUACUUUAUUUUAUUGCUGGAUUAAAAAAAUCAAGUAAAGAAUGGCUUGAAGGUUAUUCAAUGACAAAUUUAUCACAACAUUGGGUAUUUGAUCCAUUUAAAUUAUUUUUAACAAAUGAACAAACUGAUUAUUUUAUUGUUCAUUGGUUUGGUUUUAUAUUUGAUUUAACUGUUGGUUUUUGGAUGUUAUUUGAUAAAACAAGAGCACCAGCAAUGUUUUUUUGUGCUGCAUUUCAUUUUAUGAAUUCACGUUUAUUUAGUAUUGGAAUGUUUCCAUAUGUUUGUUUAGCAACAAUGCCAUUAUUUUGUAAUGUUGAAUGGCCAAGAAAAAUUCAUUUAUAUAUUAAAGAUAUAUUGACAUUUAAUAAUAAUAAAAGCACAAAUAUUUGUGAAAAUGAAAAAGAAAUAAAUGCUGAUACUUUAUCAUCAAGAACAACAACAAUACUAUCAUCAACAUCAUCAUCAUCAUCUUCAUCAACAUCAUCAGUUUAUGAUGAAAAUUUAUAUCAAGAAAAAAAACCAAGUGAUGGUAGAAUGUAUGAUAAAAUACAAAAAGAAUUAAAAACUAAAAAUGAUAAUAAUAAUUGUUUAAAACCAAUAAUACCAUGGUUACCAAGACCAGAAGGUUAUACUAUGAAAAAAAAUGAUAAACCAACAUUUAAAAAAAAAUUUGUUGUUGUAUUAUUAUUAUUUUAUAUUGGUAUACAAUUUUUUUUACCAUAUUCACAUUUUAUAACAAAAGGUUAUAAUAAUUGGACACCAGGUUUAUAUGGUUAUUCAUGGGAUAUGAUGUUACAUUCAUGGGAUCCAAUAUUAAUUGUUGUACGUGUACAUGAUAAUAAAAAUAAUGAAGAUCAUUUUAUUGAUUCACAAGCAUGGGUACCAAAUGAUCGUUGGACAAGACACGGUGAUAUGGUUAUACAAUAUGGACAAUGUUUAAAAAAAAAUAUAUUACGUAGAAAAAAUGAAACAUUAAAAUAUAAUAAUAAAAAAAUAACAACAACAACAACAACAACAACAAAAACAAAAACAAUUGAUGAAUGGAAUAAAAUAUCAUCAAAUAUAAGUAUUUAUGUUGAUAUUAGAUAUUCAUUAAAUGGAAGAUUUCAACAACGUAUAUUUGAUCCAACAGUUGAUAUAUUAAAAGUUAAUUGGAAUCCAUUUAAAAAUGUAAAUUUUUUAAUGCCAUUAUUAACACAAUUUAGUUCAUAUAGAAAAAAAAUGAAUGAAAUAACAAAACAUGUUUAUUCAUGGUCAAAUUAUACUGAUGUUAUAUUUGUUGCUGAUUAUCCUGGUACUAAAUUUGAAAAUUUUUUUAAUAAAGAAUUUACAAAUGUAUCAUUACAAGUAUUAACUGGUGAAGUAACAUAUUCAGAAGAAUCAUGGAAUGAUAAAAUAACUGUUAAUAAAAAUCAACGUGUUAUUGUUGCAACUGAUAAAUUACAUUAUAUUACAACAACAAGUGUUUAUCCUGCUUGUUAUAUGUAUACAUAUACAAAUAGAACAAAAGAAGAAUUAGAAAUAAAUGGAACUACUGAAUCACCAAAAAAACGAACUGGUUUUCCAUUGUUAAAAGAAUUAAAAUAUAGAAUAAACAAUUGGUGGCAGGCACUUGGCCAAAUUGCAAAUGCCUUUCUUCAUCUUAUUUACGAUGUACCAAUGAUGAGACGUGUACCAAAAACUCCAAACUACCAUGACAAUUACUAAAAAUACUAAUCAUCCAAAAAAAAAAAAAAAAAAAUCAUUUAUCGACCAAAACAGUAUUUUUUA